AUGACUACCAGUGAAUCUGUGAAGGACAUGACUUCGAAGUUUAACAAGUUGGAGAAGUUCCAGGGGAAUGAUUUUCGUCGCUGGCAAAAGAAGAUGCACUUUCUUCUCACCACUUUGAAGGUUGUGUAUGUUCUGAGUACACCAAUGCCUGAACUCAUGGAGGAUGAGACACUGGAACAAACCAGGAAGAGGAACAAGUGGGAGAAUGAUGACUACAUCUGCAGGGGUCAUAUUCUGAAUGGUAUGUCUGAUGCUCUCUUUGAUAUAUACCAGAAUAUCAAAAGUGCUAAGGAAUUAUGGGAUUCUUUAGAGUCUAAAUAUAUAGCAGAAGAUGCUUCUAGUAAGAAAUUCUUGGUUUCUGAUUUUAACAAUUACAAAAUGGUAGACUCUAGGCCCGUAAUGGAACAAUACAAUGAACUUAUUCGAAUUUUGGGACAAUUCACACUUCACAAAAUGAACAUGGAUGAAAGCAUUGCUGUGUCAAGUGUGAUUGACAAAUUACCACCAUCCUGGAAAGAUUUUAAGCACACUUUAAAACAUCAGAAAGAGGAAAUGUCUUUGGUACAAUUGGGUAGUCACAUUCGGAUUGAGGAAUCACUCCGGGUUCAAGAAUGUGACAAGGUGAAAGGGAAGGUUGAUGUUGGGCAGCCUUCUGUUCUUAUGGUUGAAGAGAAGAAACACAAAAAUGACACCAAAGGAAAGGGCAAGAAACGUAAGUAUGAUGGCCAUGACAAAUCCAACAAGAAAGCCAAGGAAUUGGAGGAUGAUUUCUCUUGGUGGCUUGACUCGGGUGCUACUAGCCAUGUGUGUAGACAUAAAGAAUGGUUUGAGAAAUUCGAACCAAAUUAUGAUGGAUCGGUUCUACGCAUGGGAGACGAGUCAAUGAAGCCAAUUCUAGGAAGGGGUGUUGUUAGUUUGGUGUUUACUUCUGGAAAAACAAUUACUUAG
Molecule: messenger RNA, 948 nt
Organism: Cynara cardunculus var. scolymus (artichoke)
Lineage: Eukaryota; Viridiplantae; Streptophyta; Magnoliopsida; Asterales; Asteraceae
Exons: 2
Coding region: 1-948 (315 amino acids)
Source: RefSeq, a predicted model, not a curated record